Molecule: messenger RNA, 4074 nt
Organism: Dracunculus medinensis (Guinea worm)
Lineage: Eukaryota; Metazoa; Nematoda; Chromadorea; Rhabditida; Dracunculidae
Source: the annotation of a GenBank genome assembly
AUGGUUGCCGUAUUUCUGAAGCUGACUGACGCUUUUAUCGGAAAAAUUCAAAACAUUAGUGUCGAGAUGAAUGAUAGUACGCAGAAGUAUGAAAAUGCAGCUGGCAAUAUACAAUAUAUGACAGGACCACAAGCAGCUUAUACAGUUGUGCCUACAGUACAAUAUGGUACAGAUGCGCAAGUUCAGUAUGUUGGUCAGUUGCAACCGGCUAUAUCAAAUGAGGCUAUUACAAUGGCAAAACUUGAUGGUUCUUUAACGAAUCUAGAAGAACAGCAAAUGACUAUUGAUCCUCGUUACACUCAAAUGAUAUAUUUAAAACAAAAAUUAAGUGGAGCGCCUUCAACUGCUGAUAAUUUGCAAAAACAAGAAGUUAUUGAGAAAGAGGUUCCAAAAUGCUCAUUCACAACCGAACAAAUGGAUCAACUGAAGGCUCAAAUAGGAAUAUAUAAACUUCUUGCCCAGCAACAACCAAUAAAUAUGGCAUUAUUGGCCAGCGCUGUGCAUAAGCCAACUACUCUUUUGCCAGAAAAAUAUGAAUUCUCAGCUGAGACUGAAAAUGGCGAAAAACUUCCCUACGAUUUAAUGAAGAUAUUAACAUUGCAUCAGCAACGUGCAAACAGAACCACUACAUUACCAACACCACCAGGGAUUGAUCCACAAACCAUCCUGAAGGAACGUGAAAAUAGGAUCCAAAAUCGAAUUGGUGCUCGUAUAAAAUGGUUAAGUAGUAUUCCUGGUACUGUUAAUAAAGCUUUGUUAAUGAAGGCAGAAAUGGAAUUACGUGCUUUAAGGCUUGCCAAUCUUCAAAUACAAGUUCGCAAUGAAGUGCUUAAUCAGUUAAAAAAAGAUACGACUUUGGAGACUGCUUUAAAUCCAUAUGCUUAUCGGCGCACUAAACGACAAUCUCUGCGUGAGGCACGUGUUACCGAAAAACUUGAGAAACAACAAAAAGUGGAGCAGGAACGUCGCAGACGCCAAAAGCAUAUGGAGCUUUUGCAAGCUAUAAUUCAACAUGGCAAAGAGUUCAAAGAAUUUCAUCGAAACAAUCAGGUUAAACAUGGAAAGGUCAAAAAAGCCGUUCUUACUUAUCACGCCAAUAGUGAAAAAGAACGAAAGAAGGAUGAGCAGAAGAACGAACGCAUGCGUAUGCAGAAACUUAUGCAAGAAGAUGAAGAAGGUUACCGACAACUGUUAGAUGAGAAAAAGGAUAAAAGGCUUGUAUUUCUAUUGCAACAAACAGAUGAAUAUGUUGAAAGCUUAACUGGUCUUGUAAAACAACAUCAGGCAACUGAGAAGCGCCGAAAAAGAAAGGAAAGAAGAGAGCAAAAAGCUCAACAGAAACUUCAGGAUGUUGGAGAUACUAAUGAUGUCAAGAUCCAUAUUCGCAAUAUAGCAACUGGUGAAAUGCUACCAAGUAGUGAAGCGCCAAAGCCAGAUGAAGUUGAUCCUUGGUUGGAGACGCAUCCUGGAUAUGAGGUUGUAUCUCGCGAUGAAUGUUCCGACAGUGACGAUUCUGAAGUUGAUGAACCGUUGGCUGAGCCGGUGGAAUCAAGAAAAGAUGAUGAAUUUGAGGGUUUAGAUGAAGAAGCUCGCAAUCGUAAAAUUAUCGAAAAGGCUAGAAAUGAGGAAGAUGAAUACGACCAGAAAACUCGAAGACAAAUUGAAUCAUAUUAUGCCACUGCUCAUAAAAUUAAGGAAAAAAUUGUAACACAACAUUCAACUAUGGGUGGAGGUAAUCCUGAGCUACAACUAAAACCAUAUCAGUUGAAAGGAUUGGAAUGGAUGGUUUCUCUUUAUAACAAUAAUCUUAAUGGCAUUCUUGCCGAUGAAAUGGGACUUGGUAAAACUAUUCAGACCAUCGCUCUCGUAACCUAUCUAAUGGAAGUUAAAAAACUUAAUGGACCAUAUCUUAUCAUCGUUCCUCUCUCUACCAUCGCAAAUUGGAGUCUAGAACUAGAAAAAUGGGCUCCGCAUGUCGUGAAAAUUGUUUAUAAAGGGAAUAAAGAAUGCAGGAAGAAAAUGGAAGCUGUUAUUCGUCGAAAUACUUUUAAUGUUCUUUUGACUACCUACGAUUAUGUUUUAAAAGAAAAAGCUCUUCUUGGAAAAAUACGCUGGAAGUAUAUGAUUAUUGAUGAGGGUCAUCGUAUGAAAAACCAUAAUUGUAAAUUAACAUUGGUUCUCAAUGGCUAUUUUACAGCGCAACAUCGUCUUUUGCUCACUGGCACACCACUUCAGAAUAAACUUCCUGAACUGUGGGCUUUACUUAAUUUCCUUCUUCCCUCAAUUUUCAGUUCCUGUGGGACCUUCGAGCAGUGGUUCAACGCUCCAUUUGCUACAACCGGUGAAAAAGUUCUUCGUCCAUUUUUACUGCGUAGACUUAAAAAAGAAGUGGAAAGCCAAUUACCAGAAAAAACAGAAUAUGUUAUAAAAUGUGAUAUGAGUGCGCUUCAGCGAAUGCUAUACCAGCAUAUGCAAAAAGGCCUUCUCAUAGAUAGUAAACAUGCUGGUGGUCGAGCUUUGAUGAAUACAGUUGUUCAUCUUCGCAAGCUGUGCAAUCACCCUUUCCUCUUUGAAAAUGUCGAAGAAGAAUGUCGUGAAUUUUGGAAGGUUCAAGAUGUUACAGGUAAGGAUCUUUAUCGAGUAAGUGGCAAAUUCGAAUUAUUGGACCGAGUGUUACCAAAGUUGAAAGCGUCUGGGCACCGUAUUCUAAUGUUUUGUCAGAUGACAUCUCUUAUGACCAUUAUGGAAGACUAUUUUAAUUAUCGAGAAUACAAAUAUCUGCGCCUGGAUGGCAGCACGAAGCCGGAUGAGCGUGGACAAUUGUUAGGGAUGUAUAAUGCUCCGGGCAGUGAAUAUUUCAUAUUCAUACUUUCAACACGAGCAGGCGGUCUUGGUUUAAACCUGCAAACAGCCGAUACCGUCAUAAUUUUUGAUUCUGAUUGGAAUCCUCAUCAGGAUAUGCAAGCUCAAGAUCGAGCUCAUCGUAUUGGUCAAUCACGCGAAGUUCGGGUAUUACGUCUUGUCACAGUAAAUAGUAUCGAAGAAAAGAUCCUCGCAGCUGCUAGAUACAAAUUAAAUGUUGAUGAGAAAGUUAUACAGGCUGGCAAAUUUGAUCAGAGAUCGACGGGCGCCGAACGCAGACAAAUGCUUGAGCAAAUUAUUAGAGCAGAAUCAGAGGAUGAUGAUGAAGAUGAGGUCCCGGAUGAUGAAACUAUCAAUCAAAUGAUUGCUCGAUCCGAGGAGGAAUUUGAUCUCUUCCAAAAAAUGGACAUUGAACGAAGACGCCAAGAAGCUGCAGAAUAUCGUCGCAAACCUCGUCUUAUUGAAGAUAACGAAAUACCUGUAGGAAUUGUUAAGGCAUCACAACAUUUCAUGGAUGAGGAAAAAGAUGCACGUAAGGGCAAGAUAACAAUGGAAACCAUGGGAAGGCGAAACCGUAAAGAAGUUGAUUAUUCACAGGAUCUUAUGUCGGAUAGAGAUUGGUUGCGAAGUAUUGACGAAGAUAUUGACGACGAUGAAGAUGAAGAAGAAGAAGAUAAAAAAAAGAAAAAAUCCAAGAAAGAAAAAAGUGGCAAGCGAAAGCGGCAAGGAGAAGAUGACGAUGAUGAACCUCACAAAAGAAAGAAAGUUUCACCUGAGUUAACAGCAGCUCUUACCAAACUUUAUGAAGGAAUAGUGAAUUAUCGGACAAGUAGUGGACAUGAACUGGCAGCUGCCUUUGAACAGCUGCCAUCUCGACGCGAAUUACCAGAUUAUUAUGAAGUUAUUGAAAGACCAAUGGAUUUAAAUAAGAUGAAGAGGAAAAUCAAGGAAGGACGUUAUACAUGUGUUGAAGAUAUGGGUCAGGAUCUAAAACUUCUAUGCGAAAAUGCUCGUAAAUAUAAUAUCGAUGGAUCGGAAUUAUUCAAUGAUUCGAUUUUGCUCGAUAAAUUAUGGGAUACGCUUACUGGUGGAGGGGAACCAGUGAACAAAUCUAAAACACCUUGUCAGAAUGAAACGUCAUCAACAGGACAAGAUGAUGGAAGUGAUGAUAGUGAAGAAAAAACACUUCAGAAUUCUGUUACCGUCUUGUAA